GGUUUUAGAAAUGCCGAGCUUCCCUAGGUUUGGAGAAAAUAAAAAAGAUUACAACGAUACAGGUUGCAACAUAUCAGCUGGAUGGAAUCUGACCGGGAGAGAUUGGGGUUGCUGUGGAAGCUAUGAAGGUUGCUGUAAAAUGGCGUCCAAGCUGUGUUAUUUUCAUGAUAGUAUCUGUCAGUGUUGUCGAUUUGGUUGGUAUAUUUGUGGACCCGAAUGUAAACCAGACAUAGAAUGUUUCUCAACAAUAAAGAAAGGUGAAGGUAAUUUUUCAAAACAAUUUGAAUCAUCUACCGUGAACAAGGCACUUGACCUUUCAACUCCUCCUAGUACAGGUACAAACAAACCAAGCUCACAGAAUGCACUGAACCCUGCAAUCUUAUUAUUUACCAACAGCUGGAGGUCGAAUUUGCACAUUUCUCCAACAGAGAAGACAAAAAUAAUGAAUACGUCAUAUUAUACGUCCAAAAACGUUGGUAGCCAAACUGGACCAACCAGCAACCAAACAUGUAGAAUCCAUGUGGGAAAUGACACGGAAAUACACAGAGACAGAAAUACACAACACAAGUCAUCUGGAACAAAAAAUGAAUUAGAAGUAAGCACAAAUCCUACUUACAACUUCCAGACUUUCAGUAAGGCAACCGAAAAAGUGGAAAAGGAUAUAGGUUUGAUACCUGUGGACGUAAGCUCCAAGCACACUGACAUCACAGAGGGAAGUGGAGAUGUGGAUUGACGUUACAAAAUCAAGUGGAGAAACGAUGUGACAUUAUACAGGAGAAAAGAGGGGGCACGUACUAACCUUACAAAGAAAAUGGAAAAAAGACAAUAGUCUUGUUCUUUUGUAUAAAUGAUUAAAUACAAAAAUCAUUAUCUUUUUUAAACUAUAAAAAUGAUUUUUCAAGGGUGAUCUUAAUUUAAGGUUGCUCUCUGUAAGAUGAUUCUGUUGAAUAUAUGGUUGCGGAGGAGCAAAAUUAAGUGUUUAAAGUUUUGUUUCAGAUCAAGUACACAAAAAAGGAAUGAUAUGUGUGAGUUAAAAAAUAAUAAUAAAUGCAUGUACAUGUAUAUAUUUCAUUUAAUUGAUCUUGAUUAAAUGGCACUGCCAUUUA
Molecule: messenger RNA, 1106 nt
Organism: Saccostrea echinata
Lineage: Eukaryota; Metazoa; Mollusca; Bivalvia; Ostreida; Ostreidae
Exons: 3
Coding region: 11-733 (240 amino acids)
Source: RefSeq, a predicted model, not a curated record